AUGUCAAGUGGGUCCCCGUCAGCUUCUUCAGCCAAUACUGCUGCAUAUACUUUACCCGGAGUAAUAAAUUAUUUAACUUCAGAGUUCACCAAUCUAGAACGAUUUAAGAUAAUGACUAAUUUGGAGAAAUCAGAAAUGAAGUAUAAGAUAGUUCAAUUACAAGGUGAAUUGAAUGCAUUGAAGUUUGUCAAUGGAAAACAAAAAGCGAAAAUAGAGAAAUUAGAAGAAGAAGUUCGUUCUUUAAAAUCAGACCAUAACACUAACGAUAAUGACAAUAAUAAUACUAAUGGUACUGAUAAAGUAAUAAAUGACGAUCCUACUAGUAAAGAAACACCAUUGAUUAAUAUUCCUGAUGUUGACUUGCAAUUGAUUAAAAAUUCAAGAGAUCAUUUCACAAAGAAUAUGACUGAAAUCAUUAAAUUAUUUAAAAUACCUAAUGGACAUAAUGAUAUUCAUUUCCUUGAUAUACCUGAAUUGAAUGAUACUGAUAGUGAAUUUGAUGUAUUGUUACAACAUCAUCAUUAUGAACCACCUAAAGAAAAGACGUCUGAAUUGGAUUUAUUAAAGGCUACUGCAAGACUUGGUCGUAAGAAUAAAAGUUCGAUAACGGCAAAAUAUUUUGAAGAAAAUGAUAGUCAUACUCCACCUAUUAAAGCAUCAUCUAAUCCAAAAGCUCCAAAAUCAAAACUUCCUGAUCUUAAUGAAAUCGAAUCUAAUAAUAGUAAUGUUCAAUCUAAUAAUGAUGUAUAUUUUAGAACGUUAGAUCCAAUAUCAUCCACUUCUAAAUCUGAUUCAAUUGAUGAAAGUGAUAGUGAAACUGUCAUAUUCGAUUAUGCGAAUGAAGGUUCACCUCCUAUUACAUCAUCCAUUCAACCACCACAAGAUAUUGUGAGCAAAGCUUUUAUACAUGGCAAUUAUACUAUAACUAUUCUGGAAUCAUCAGCAGGACAAAAUCAUUCAGUAUUGGUGAAAGAUAAGAAUCAAAUCAUUCAAUCAGCCGAGAUUUCUAUAUCAAAUGUAAUAUUUGAAAAGAUUGUUGAUAUUCAUCCCUUAUUUGUUGAUGAGGAUCAUCAAGAUACUUUAAUCAUAAUUGAUAAAGAUGGGAUUAUAAUUUCAUUUGAUUUAAAGCAAAAUGAAGAAAAAAUUAUUCAUAACUUGACGGGUCAAAUAUCAGAUAUAAAUGCAUGUGAAUGGAUUGAAUUUGAUAUUAAGGCUACAACUACAUCAAAGAGUUUUGGGUUAGCAAUGAGUGGAUCGAACGGUCCAAACAAUCAAUAUAUUGUUAAAGUAGCUCGAUUGAUUCAUGAUAUUACUACCAAUACUACAGAAUCAUCGCUUAUUGGUAGUUUCACUAAAAGCUUUCUUGCUACAAAGGGACAUAAAGAUAUAGCAUUAAAAGGGUGGGCAGUGUCUUCUAUAACGCGUAAUGGUAACGGCAAUCAUGCUAAUAAUGCUAACAAUAAUAACGGCAAUAAUAAUGGCAAUAACAAUAUCAAUAAUAAUAACAAGGUGGCACAAUCACCAAAGGCUAAAAAGGCACCACCAACUUGCGAUGAUCCAACAUUGGCAAGAUACCUCUUGGUGUUUCAACUGGAUGACAAUCUAGUUCAUUUCAAUUUCGUUCUGAAAAAGUUCGAUACCGUUGAUUCGGGAUCUAAAUAA
Scheffersomyces coipomensis is the source of this 1662-nucleotide messenger RNA. RefSeq lists its product as uncharacterized. NCBI's taxonomy places the organism in Eukaryota, Fungi, Ascomycota, Pichiomycetes, Serinales, Debaryomycetaceae. Bases 1 to 1662 code for a protein of 553 amino acids. The record is from RefSeq and is a predicted model, not a curated record. The transcript has a single exon.